Messenger RNA from Olea europaea var. sylvestris, 807 nucleotides. RefSeq names its product NDR1/HIN1-like protein 3. NCBI's taxonomy places the organism in Eukaryota, Viridiplantae, Streptophyta, Magnoliopsida, Lamiales, Oleaceae. Gene Ontology annotation, biological process: defense response to other organism. The transcript is spliced from 2 exons. The coding region runs from base 1 to 807 and encodes 268 amino acids. The record is from RefSeq and is a predicted model, not a curated record.
AUGAGAGGUACGCCCUUGGUCCAAUACCACUCAAAAGCAGUAGCUGUGGGCUUCCGAGAGCCCCAGCACAAAAACCUCUCCCUUUUCAUGCACCAUUGCAGGGUGGGCGCCAUGGGAGAUCAUAGACAAUCCCACCUCAAUGGAGCCUAUUACGUCCCUUCAGCUCCGCCACUGCCCAAGACGAACCACCACCAUGGCAGUAGAGGCUGCAACCCCUUCAGCUGCUGCUGCGGAUUCAUUUUCAACUGUUUGUGCACCUGCGUCUGCCAAAUAAUCUUCACCAUUUUGUUCAUCUUGGGCCUCAUUAUCUUCAUCUGCUGGCUGAUUUUCCGCCCCAGUGCCGUCAAAUUCUACGCCACUAACGCCUCCCUCACUGAAUUUACUCUCGAUAACAACACCCUGCACUACAAUUUGGCGCUCAGUUUGACAAUCCAAAACCCUAACAAGCACGUUAGCAUUUAUUAUGAUCGAAUAGAAGCUAGGGCUUUCUAUGAAGGAGAAAGAUUUGCAAGCACUGAAUUGACUCCAUUUUAUCAGGGUCAUAAGAGUACUGAUUCUUUGACUGCUGAAUUCAAAGGACAGAAUCUGCUUUUACUCGGAAACGAAGAGAUUUCGAACUAUAACAGAGACAAGAAUUCUGGGAUUUAUGAAAUUGAAGUGAAGCUUUAUCUGCAGAUUAGGCUGAAAUUUGAAUUUGUGAAAUCAAAACAAAUGAAACCCGAGAUUGAGUGUGACUUGGAGAUUCCUUUGAAUGAUGGCACAUCAUCUGGAAAUUAUGAAUCAAAGACGUGCGAAUAUGAUUGGUGA